Molecule: messenger RNA, 2634 nt
Organism: Trichomonas vaginalis G3
Lineage: Eukaryota; Parabasalia; Trichomonadida; Trichomonadidae
Exons: 1
Coding region: 1-2634 (877 amino acids)
Source: RefSeq, a predicted model, not a curated record
AUGUAUUUCGCUGAUAGUUUUGAUGAGGAUCAUUAUGACGCUGAAUUUAAUGAAGAAGAAGCUAGCACAGAACCAGAUAUGUACAUUUUUUCAUUUGCUGUUGGAUUUCGUUGGAAUCAAAAAAUAGAUCAAAAUGAAGAAAAAAAACAUGCCAUCCGAAUUUCCUUCACAAAUGGAAACUUCCCAACUUUAAAUGUUGAGAAUGAUAAAACAGAUAUUUAUAAGUAUUCCCCAGAACAAGUAAGUUUUAAUCUCAAUACUCAAAGCUUGAUUGCCAAUAAGGAAUAUAAACUACUUCAAAACAAAGGAUCAACAUUUGAUUGGACAGUGCUUAGAACAUUUACUUUUGAUAGUAACCAAAACAUUCCUGUAGAAUUACGCAUUACGGAGCCAGGAAAUCAUAAUUUCAAAUAUCAAGUUGUAAUGAGUGACAAAUUAUUUUUUGGAACAAAUAUUAUUAAUGUUCAUAUUAACACGGUAACAAAGCCAACAUUCGAUUUAGUUUUAUCAAAAAAUGCAAUUGAUCAAGGUGAAAAUUUAGCAUUUAAUAUUAAAAUUAAUGGUCAAAGCAAUAGUUAUCUAGUGAUAUUUAGUAUACUUGGUGGAGAUUCAUUUGAGAAAAAAUUCACUGCUAAUACUUUGACUCAAGAUUCAUUAGAAACUUCAAAUUAUGAUCCUGAUACUUAUCACUUUAAUAUUGAAAUUGUUGAUGAAGAUAAAAAUUAUGAACCUAUUCAAUCAGACUAUUACGAAUUCACGGUUUCAAGCAUAUCAAUGUUUGAAUUAGAAAAUGUUCAAAUUUCAAAUGUUAUGGUUAAAAAGAGUAAAUUUACUGUUAGUGGUACAUAUAAAAUUUCUCCAGCAAAUGAUUUUCAAAUUAAAGUUCAAUUUGAAAAUGAAAUACCGAUGACCUAUUCAAUAGUUAAUCCAAAAACUCAGGAUAAUUUUGAGUUUACACUUGAUGUCCCUGAGAAAGAUGCAAAUAAAUAUGAUGUUCACAUUUAUGGUUAUAACCCAUCUACAAUGCAAUCUACUGUAAAAGUUGAUAAAAGAGUUUCGAUUACAGAAACACCUGAAAUUGUCUUAGAUGAGGUUCCAGAAGUCAAAAUUUUCCAACAUGAAGAAAGUUUUACAAUUAAAUAUCAUGUUGUAGAUGAUACAACAGGCAAUAUAUCAUAUAAUUUAUUUGAUUCAGAAUCGCCUUUGGAAGAGUAUAAUCAAUCAUCAAAAUCAUUCGAAAAAAUAAUUAAAAUUCCAUCAAAUAAAGAUGCAGGACCAUACCAAAUUUUAUUUACUGUAACUGAUGAAUUUGGUGUUCCAAGCACAAUGAAAUUUGAAUUCACAAUUAAAAAUCCUCCAAAAAUCGAAUCUGUUGCACUCGAUAAUGAUUUGGUUCCAGCGCGCGGCACAAUGACAGCAACAGUCGAUUUUACUAAUAAGGAUCUCGGAAGAGAUUUAUUUAUCAUAGCAUAUAUAGAUAAUGAAGUCGAUAGUAUGGGAGCAGUUUUUUCUGCUGGUGACAGCGAGUCAGAUAUUGUGACUAUAAGAUCUGGUAGAUAUGUCGGAAGGAAAACAUUAACAGUUUUUGUCAGUGAAUAUGAUUAUGAUACAUUUAAAAAUAUCGAACUUGAUAAUAUUGAUUCUUAUUUACCCAAAUAUUCAAAUUCGAACAAAGUCAAUAAGACUAUAAUUUUUACAGAUAAACCUGAAUUAAGUUUUAAUCCUCCUUCAAAUCGAAUUUAUAGUACAACCGAAAAAAUCCCAUUAUAUUUAGUAAUCACGGAUAAUACAAGAGGUAACAUUUCAUAUUCCAUAGAUAAUGACUCAAAUCUUGGAUAUACUCAAGAUUUAACAGAAUAUGUUAAUGAUGGUAAUGAAAAGAAAAUAGGAAAACCCGUUGAAUUACCAAUUCCUUCAACUUUAACAUAUGGAAAAGAAUAUACAAUGAAAAUUAAAAUUAUUGAUGAAUUCAAUCUAGAAUCUGCGGAAAAGAAUUUUACAUUUAGCAUUAAGCAUGUUCCUUCUAUUGAUGAAUCCAAUUCCAUAGUUCCAUCAAAAAUGGAAAGAAACAAAGAGAUUGAAUUGAAAAUAGUUAUUAAUGACAAAGACAUUGGCAAGAAUUUAUACGUUUAUUAUUGCUUCAAUGAUGAAACCUAUCAAAAAUUUGGUGAAACUUCUUCUAAAGGUAUAAAUAAACCAGUUUCAGUAGUAAAAAAGAUCAAGAUUUCUGUAAAUGCCGGAGAAAAUCAAAUCAUAUCAUUUUAUGUAAUAGAUAAUGAAAAAGAGAUUGAAUCAGGAAAUGCUAAAUCAAAAGUAUUUACAAAACCCGUAACAAUUACUCCAAAUGGUCCAGAAAUAGUUGAAUAUUCAUUACCACAAAAAUCAUUUAAUGAUAAAGACUCAAUUUCUGUGACACUUAAAAUCAAAGGUGAAUUAGACGGAGAUGCUCAUUUUGAAUUAAAUGGUACUGAAAUAUAUACUGCACCUUUUACAUUAAGUGAUUUGAAUCCAACUUUCACAUUUCCUAUCAAAACAUAUUCUUAUGGAAAUAAGGAACUAGUUUUUUAUCUAACAUAUGGUGAAAAUCAAAGAUCAGGAUAUCAGAAUUCUUAUAUACGAAAAAAAGAGAUCUGA